Molecule: messenger RNA, 2794 nt
Organism: Caenorhabditis angaria
Lineage: Eukaryota; Metazoa; Nematoda; Chromadorea; Rhabditida; Rhabditidae
Source: the annotation of a GenBank genome assembly
AUGGUCCAUCUUCCAUAUGAAAUUCUUCAAGAAAUUUUCAAGUAUCUCGAAUAUCAUGUAAGUUGACAUUGUGAAAAACAUAAUUUAUAGGAAAUAUUUUCAGGAACUACGAGCGUGUACUCAAGUUUCACAACAUUGGAGAUAUGCUUGUAUUGAUGAUUGGGUUUGGAAAUCAUAUUUUGAAAAAUAUUAUCUAUGGUUUGAUGAUCCUUUAAUGGUAAAUACUGUAAUAAAUAGUAUAAUUUUUAAUAUAAAUAUGUUUUUUCAGGUAGCAGAAAGUUAUUUCGAUGAAUUUUGUUAUUUCAAAGACAAGAUACCAAAGCGAUUGACAUCUACAAUUGAUGAUUUCGAAUAUCCAACAAAGUUUUGUGUUUUUUCGAAUGAUGGGAAAUAUUUUCUGGUAACAGGAGAGAAUGCACAUUUUUGUGUGAGCAGAGAAAAUAUAUUUUAUUUCAAUUUUAGAAAAAAAAUUUAUAGCUUUAUCGAAAUGAGCCAUUGGAAUUUUUGCACGAAAGAACUGUUGAGAAAACACUUCACUGGAUUGAUAUUAGAAAUGCUUCAUUUUCACCGAGUGGUCAGAAGGUUUGUCUAAUUAGAAAUUAUUAUUAGAAUUUAAAAAAAAUUCAAAAAACCAAAUGUCAUUAACUUCCAAACCACCUUCAAAAUUACGAAAAAAAAACAAAAAUUUUCAGAUUUUGUUGAAUGGUGAAAAAUACGAUGGAAGUGGAGAAGUCGCAAUAUUUUCCAUAGGUAAGUCUCACUUCCAACAAAAAAAAUUAUUUUUUUUUUCUGCAGACGAUAAAGAUGAGGUUCAUUUUGUAAGUAGAGUUCCAUCAAAUCCAGUUUCUUUCGAUGCUUGUUGGUAUGAUGAAAAACAUAUUCUUGUUGGUGAAAUUCAUCGCUUCAAUUUCAAGUGAGUUCAAAAUUUGAAACGAAAAUUCCAUUAUUUUUCUCUAGUUCACCCCUUGGAUCAUCGAUUUCUCAAAUCUGGCUAUGUUCUGUGGAAAGAAUCACUUCAGAAUCUUUGUUGAUUCCGAUUGUCAGGUAAGCUUUUUUUUAUGUGGACUGGAAAAAAAACGAUUUUCAGAUUUUUGAAUAAAUCUGGAAUAGUUUGCAUGCCAUUGGUCACAAAUCGAGUGUCACCAAGAUUCCGACGAAUUGUACAAUUAUCAGAACAAGCAAAACAGGAAGGCAAGGUGAGCUCUGUUUAAUUAAUCACUGCUCAAAACAUCAAAAGAAAAUUAAACUGAUAACAUUUCAACAAAAAAGAAGAAAAGAAAUGAAAUUUUUGGACUUGAAAGAAAGCAAUAACUUUUUUUUGAUCGUGUUAUGUACAAUGUUUUACAGUCUCUUCGUGAUAAGGUUGAUGAGCUGCAAUUAAAUGCAAAUAUCGAUGAUGGUGACGUCACUGAAUUGAAGCAAAUUCUUGACAAAGAGCAGGAGUGUUAUCAUUGUUAUUUGAAACAUAUUUUGACUGAGGAAGAGUACGGUGGAAAAAUAUGUAGGUUUUUUUAAUGAACUUUUUGAGAUUAAGGACUACCGAGAUAUUUAGAGAAAAAUCUUUUUGAUCUACUUUAUAAAGCUCAAUCAAACCUUUUUCUAGGUAGAUCAAAAACAUUUUCUGAAAAUCUUCUAUCUUUCGGGCCAGCCUGAAGAAGCUUUUUUCAAUGUUUCCCAUUUCUCUGACCAAAACACAACCCAAAAAAUAUUUUCCUCAUUCAGCGUGUCAAUGUGUUUGUCAUUGUGAGUCACAAAAGUUAUUGAUAUAUGUUUGCGAAAAAUAUGCCAAUCGUGUAUGCUUCAAAGUCAUCGACCAAAAAUUGUUAACCGAUGCCUUAUCUAUGAAUAGAUAUGGAGGCGAAAAACGAAAUAAUGAAAAUGAGUAAGUUUUUUUUUGGUUUCCGAGGGAGUGUGAAAUUUGGGCAAUCUAAAGAAGCUUAUGAACUUCUUUAAGGUGCGGUUUAAACGUGUCGCGGAAUUUUGUGUUAUGAUUUGAGGGGAAAAAGUUCUUGAUUUUUUCAGGGAACGUGAAGAAGAAGGCGAAGAAGAACAAGAACAAGAAAGUGUGGAAAAUCUGAUGAAACAAUUUGAUUUUCAAGAUUAUCAUAUCGAUUUUUCCGGACAAAUUGAUUUCAUUUCCUUGGCUCCAAAUCAGAAGUAUGAGUUUGGGCUAGAAAACAAGAUUUCAAUCGAAAACAAAUUUUUAUGACUUUGAGGUCAAAAAUAACAUAACAACUUGAGAACUACUUUCAGACUAUUGAAAAUACAAAAAAUUAUGUACUAAAAUUUAAUAAUGAGAAAAACAAUUAUUAUAAACAUUGUGCAAAAUUGGGACCUCUGAAAAUUUUAUUUUUUUCCAGAACUUUAUACGUCAGUUUGGAGAAUGUAGAUUUGAACCAUGAAAAUGAGCAAACAGGAAUAUCUGUAGGUGUUUUUGUCUUUUCCUUUUUCUGAAAAAAAAAAUUUUUCAGCAUGAGAUUAAAAUUGUGGACCUUGAAAAAAUGAUUAUUGAUCCAAUCGGAAUUCGAGGAAGAAUGAAACCAUUGCAACGACAUUAUGUCACAACAAAUAAUAAUUUGAUUGCCAGGUAUUUUUCCUCCCAAGUUCCAUUCAAAUAUAACAAAUAAUUUGUAGCUUCACAUCAAACAAAUUCCAUAUCUGGUCAAAAGGGCACCGCGGUCCGACACUUUCCUCAAUUCAAACACCCUCUUCUAUUAUGUGCACUGCUUUACACCCCAAUACAAAUACACUUUUGGUGACGUCUGGCACAAAAGUUGACAUUUAUACGCCAUAA